This is a messenger RNA of Diversispora eburnea, 296 nucleotides long. The record is from the annotation of a GenBank genome assembly. Lineage: Eukaryota; Fungi; Glomeromycota; Glomeromycetes; Diversisporales; Diversisporaceae.
UUGGACUUCCCAAAUUUAAUGAACAACAAAUGAUGUUUAAUUUAGAAAAUAUAAAUUUACCAUCAAUGAAUACACCUCAAGUGGUGGAUUGUCUUUUUACUUUAUAUUAUGAUUGGAAUUAUGUAACAGGACUAAAACUUUUUGGAUAUUCAAAAAUGAAUAUGGGACAAUCAAACCAUAAAGGAAUUAAUAAUACUUUAAUACUUGAUAAGGAAAAUUUGAAAACAGUAAAAAUAGUGAAUUGGGAAGUUAAAGCUGAAGAUGUUUUUCUAGCGUUGGAUAAGUCACGUGAAUAA